Messenger RNA from Acipenser ruthenus (sterlet), 624 nucleotides. RefSeq names its product ly6/PLAUR domain-containing protein 1-like. Gene Ontology annotation, biological process: acetylcholine receptor signaling pathway. Gene Ontology annotation, molecular function: acetylcholine receptor inhibitor activity. The transcript is spliced from 3 exons. The record is from RefSeq and is a predicted model, not a curated record. Lineage: Eukaryota; Metazoa; Chordata; Actinopteri; Acipenseriformes; Acipenseridae. The coding region runs from base 198 to 620 and encodes 140 amino acids.
GCUAUCACGUGAUAUAUAUAUAUAUUUUUAAUUAUCUGAAUCUCCAGUAUUUUCACUCUGCUUCGAUCUCCCAGACCUGUGUUCUGCUCAGAGCUUGUGAAUAGGAAGCGCGAUGAUGUGGAUCCUAUUGAAAGCCUUUCUUUCUUUCGUAAUAAAUUAGUUCUGAUGUUUUUGCCACAAACUACACCCGGGAGAGGAUGGGGCUCCUCAUCAUUUACACAGCUGUGUGUGGAUUUUUACUCAAUACAGGGGUUACACUGCAAAUCCAAUGUUACCAGUGUGAAGAGUUUGAGAAGCAUGACUGUUCCUCCCCGGAAAAUAUAGUGAACUGUACUGUCAAUGUCCAGGACAUGUGCCAAAAAGAGGUGGUCAUGAGAAGUGAUGGUGUACUCUAUCGCAAGUCCUGUGCCACCUCGGCAGCCUGCCUCAUCGCUUCCUCUGGAUACCAGUCUUUCUGCGCUCCUGGAAAGGUGGGCUCGGUCUGCAUUAGCUGCUGCAACACCCCCCUUUGCAAUGGACCCAGGCAGAGGAGGAGGGGGAGCUCAGCUGCAGCGCCCGCAACCCGACUGCAUGUCACCGACACCCUGCUGCCCUUCUUACUUGUAGUCCUUCUGACAUAGGACU